UAGACUGUUUAAUUCAAAGACUCCCUCCAUUUGUUGUGCGCAUGCGUCACAGCUGCACUGCAAUUGGUUAAACGGGAACAUUUACAGAGAAAGUAAAAAAACAUGAGUGCAAAGGACAAUGAUCGUGGCGAUCGUGCCAGUCGAUCUUCGUGCAACAGCAAGGCAACCAUGAUUGUUGUCUCUAACCGGCUACCGUUCAUUCUAAAGAGAGAUGAGAACGGAGUAUUACAGAGAAAGGCCAGUGCCGGUGGCCUAGUGACUGCAGUUGCGCCGGUUGUGAUUCGCGGCCAGGGUAACUGGGUAGGAUGGCCGGGCAUCCACCUCGAAGACCCCAACGAGAAGAUCCCUGAAUCGGAUCCUAAUGACAAGACCCCAACCGCUGGCCUGCGUUCGGAGAAAAUAGUCCCCAUUCGCGCGGAACCUAAACUUUUCGAUAGCUACUACAAUGGAUGCUGUAACGGGACAUUCUGGCCGUUGUUUCAUUCGAUGCCAGACCGUGCCACUUUCAUUGCUGACCACUGGAAGGCAUAUAUCAAGAUAAACGAGGAGUUUGCUGAGAAGACAGUCCACGCUCUCCAUCUGCUGAACAAACAAAAGAAAGACAAAAAUGGAAGUCCACCGAUCGUGUGGGUUCACGACUACCAUCUGAUGUUGGCGGCUAAUUGGAUACGACAGAGAGCUGAAGAAGAUGAGAUUAAAUGCAAGCUAGCAUUCUUUCUGCACAUACCGUUUCCACCGUGGGAUAUUUUUAGACUGUUCCCGUGGUCUGAUGAAGUUUUGCAGGGAAUUUUGGGUUGUGAUAUGGUGGGAUUCCACAUAGAGGAUUACUGUUUGAAUUUCAUUGACUGCUGCCAAAGAAACUUGGGUUGCCGUGUCGAUAGAAAAAAUCUUCUGGUCGAACUGGGAGAUCGCACCAUCUGCGUGAGACCGCUACCGAUCGGAGUGCCAUACGAGAGAUUCGUACAGCUGGCCCAAAACGCUAAGCCCGUGUUCUCUACAAGCCAAAAAGUGAUAUUAGGUGUUGAUAGACUGGAUUAUACCAAAGGAUUAGUGCAUAGGUUGAAAGCUUUCGAGAGAUUACUCGAGAAACACCCGGAGCAUAUCGAAAAGGUUGUUCUGCUCCAGAUCUCGGUGCCCUCUAGGACAGAUGUGAAGGAAUACCAAGAUCUGAAGGAGGAGAUGGAUCAGCUCGUUGGCAGGAUCAAUGGUCGAUUUACAACGCCCAAUUGGUCGCCGAUAAGAUAUAUUUACGGCUGCGUUGGUCAAGAUGAGUUAGCGGCGUUUUAUCGCGAUGCUGCUGUGGCACUUGUAACUCCAUUAAGAGACGGCAUGAACCUGGUCGCGAAAGAGUUUGUGGCUUGUCAGAUCAAUAAGCCUCCUGGAGUAUUAAUAGUGUCGCCAUUUGCUGGAGCAGGAGAAAUGAUGCACGAGGCUCUUAUAUGCAAUCCUUAUGAGCUCGACGAUGCGGCCGAAGUCAUUCAUAGAGCCUUAAUAAUGCCAGAGGAUGAACGGACAGUCCGCAUGAACCACCUCAGGCGGAGGGAGCAGUUGAACGACGUGGACAGCUGGAUGAAGGCGUUCCUCAAAGCGAUGGACUCUCUGGAGGAAGAGGCCGACGACCUUGGAGCCACUACCAUGCAACCAGUCACUAUUGACGAUUUCGAUGAAUAUUUAUCCAAGUACAUCGGGUACACACAGAAGCUAGCCCUGCUGUUGGACUACGACGGUACCUUGGCCCCGAUCGCGCCCCACCCGGACCUCGCCACGCUGCCUCUCGAGACCAAACACACCCUGCAGAGGCUCUCCAACAUGUCCGAUGUGUACAUAGCCAUCAUAUCGGGGAGGAACGUGGACAACGUCAAGCAAAUGGUCGGUAUCGAAGGCAUCACGUAUGCGGGUAACCACGGUCUGGAGAUCUUACAUCCUGACGGCAGCAAGUUUGUCCAUCCAAUGCCGAUGGAGCUGCAAGACAAGGUCGUUGACCUGCUCAAAUCACUGCAGGAGCAGGUAUGCAAAGACGGAGCUUGGGUUGAGAACAAAGGAGCGUUGCUAACGUUCCACUACCGCGAGACUCCCGUGCCGAAGCGGGCCGCGCUGGCCGAGCAGGCCCGCAAGCUCAUCACGGCCUCGGGCUUCACCCCGGCGCCGGCGCACUGCGCGCUGGAGGCGCGGCCCCCGGUGCAAUGGGACAAAGGACGAGCUUCGAUCUACAUCUUGAGGACAGCAUUCGGUUUGGACUGGAGCGAAAGGAUCAGGAUCAUAUACGCCGGUGACGACAACACCGACGAAGACGCUAUGCUGGCUUUAAAAGGUAUGGCUGCCACCUUCCGCAUCGUAUCAUCGAACAUCAUAAAAACGUCGGCAGAACGACGUUUGUCCUCCACCGACUCUGUACUGGCGAUGCUGAAGUGGGUCGAACGCCACUUCUCGAGACGCAAGCCCAGAGCGAAUUCACUAACGUACAAGAACGCCAGGAAGGCCAGGGAUACAAUACAGAUGCAUAUGUCAUAUCAAAUGCCUUCGAAGACAUCGCCCAGACACUCUCCCCCACAUACUCCGGACAAAGGCUCAAGCGGCUCGGACUCGAGCUAAGAACUAAGCAACAAUUCCAACUUAUUCAAUUAAAACGCCCCAUGGUUUUUUUUACACUCAAAUUUUACUGGUUGUAGGACGUCUGGUGAGUCCGCACGGGUAGGUACCACCGCCCUGCAUAUUUCUGCCGUGAAGCAGU
Messenger RNA from Bombyx mandarina (wild silkworm), 2731 nucleotides. RefSeq names its product Trehalose-6-phosphate synthase 1 (gene Tps1). The record is from RefSeq and is a predicted model, not a curated record. Gene Ontology annotation, biological process: trehalose biosynthetic process. Gene Ontology annotation, molecular function: alpha,alpha-trehalose-phosphate synthase (UDP-forming) activity; trehalose-phosphatase activity. Lineage: Eukaryota; Metazoa; Arthropoda; Insecta; Lepidoptera; Bombycidae. Gene Ontology annotation, cellular component: cytosol.